This is a messenger RNA of Fulvia fulva, 966 nucleotides long. RefSeq lists its product as uncharacterized. The transcript is spliced from 3 exons. Lineage: Eukaryota; Fungi; Ascomycota; Dothideomycetes; Mycosphaerellales; Mycosphaerellaceae. The record is from RefSeq and is a predicted model, not a curated record. The coding region runs from base 1 to 966 and encodes 321 amino acids.
AUGUCGCCAAACACUCCCGCCUCCGCCUCUUCUGCUCUUCCUCGUUCCAGUAAUAAGCCAUUCCGCUUCCUCGACCUCUCCGCGGAACUUCGUAACAAGAUCUACGCACUGUCUACCAAUGUGCACGAGUACCAGCCACGUCUCAAGUUCGCCAAAGGCGAUGAACAUUUCCGUCCCUCUGGCGGCAUGUGUCCUGAGCUAGGUCGGCAUGUCACGGCGAUACUUACAGGACCUCCCCGCCAGACAAUUCCGUACGACAAAAUCUACAUCGGCCAAGGACGCUCCUACUGGGGACACAAGAAGCCAGCGCUGCCAACACCGCUGCCGGGAAUACUGGGCGUCAGCAAGCAGGUCAGCAGCGAGGCUCUCCCCAUCUUCUACUCUGGUAAUCAGUUCAUCAUGUUCAACAGCUGCAGUCUCGAGUCCGCCGCACGCUGGGUCUUCGAGACGGUGGGAGGAUACAAGGUUAAUCUUCGCAAUGUCACCUGGCAGGGCCGUGGCCCGUGCAAAGAGGCAGACGUGGUCGCAGCGGCCAUACUGCUGACACUCAUGUCUGUGGGUAUCCUCAAGGAUGGAGCCAUGAGAAUGUACGGGAACGGAGCUGUUCACAUGCUGUGUCGCCUCCGUCGCUUCCUCCAAGACACGGCUGUGGACGGCACCCUGUUUGGAAAGAGUAAGGAAGAUCUUGAAGACAUGGGCUUUGAAGACGUCGCCUCGCUCCUUGAGGAUCCGGUGGUCAAGUGGUGGAAGAGUAUGCCAACCGUACAGGAGGACCAACCCUGUGCAGCUUGCGCAGCAGAGGUGAUCGCCGAUUCGACUGAGGAUGGGGACUCAACUGACGAUAAGGAAGAGGAUGAUGACGAGGAUGAUGACGAGGAUGAUGACGAGGAUGAUGACGAGGAUGAUGACGAGGAUGAUGACGAGGAUGAGGAUGAGGAUGGAGGUGAGAAUGGGGAUGAGAACUAA